This is a messenger RNA of Trypanosoma conorhini, 1143 nucleotides long. RefSeq lists its product as uncharacterized. Lineage: Eukaryota; Euglenozoa; Kinetoplastea; Trypanosomatida; Trypanosomatidae. The transcript has a single exon. The record is from RefSeq and is a predicted model, not a curated record. Bases 1 to 1143 code for a protein of 380 amino acids.
AUGGCGCUGACGGUGCGGCGCCGUGCGGUGUGCGCCCUGGCGCUCCUCGCGCUGCUCUGCGGCUGCCCGCUUGUGUGCGGGACGGCCGGUGCGGAGGCCGUUUUUCAGUUUGGGGGCGGGCCCCUCUCCGACGCCUUAGACACUCCCUCUGCCCCGGGUGCCAACGGGGCCGUCGUGGGCCGUCGGACUGAUGCUCCUGUGCUACAGAAUGACUCCCAGCGCCCCGACAAAGCGCAGGUUCGUCCCCCUGCCACUCCACAGUGCUCGAUGAACUGCGAUGCGUCUAAAUCUGACCGAACUUCUUGCGUGCGCUGCCCCCCGGGUGUCCCUGGCCGGUCCCCCACGGAUGAAGGACUUCAAGCCGCAGCUGCAGCUGGUGCCACUGCGCAUUCGCACGGAGAGGAUUUUGCAGGCAGUACACCUCCUUCCAACAUUGCCGACGCUCCUGCUAAGCAAAGCGGCCAAAAGGUCUCAGCUGAGGCUGCGGUAGCUUGUGCUGCGGGUGGCCCAAAGGACCCAUCUGCGCCGUGCGUCUCCGGACUGCAUUCUUAUCCCGGCGUCACUGCUUCACCGCCCGCAGGCCUUGCCGUUCCUCCUCUUCCCAACGGAGCAGACGGCCGUACGCCUUCUGGUCGUGUUGCGGGGCACAACUCCGGCGCCCCCGCCUUUUCCCACUUGGGCGGCGACGGUGCCGGUGCUCGCGGCGGGGUCCCCGGCGCUGCCCCUGCGGACCGCGUGACGCCGACCCCGCAGCCUCCGGUCGCCGGACGGCCGUUGGGUGAAGAGGCGGCGGGCAGCCCCGAAUGUGGCUGGGACGAACGGCCCACGCAGCAGCGACCCGGCUGCCGCUGCUGCCUCUGGCACCAACUCGGGUGCAACGGGCGCAGACGCCCCCGAGACGGCGACUCCCCACAGAACGCACUCCGGCAAGAAGGACGGCAGCGACGCCGCCACGGUGUUUGUGCGUGCCCCACUCCGGCUGCUGCUGCCGCUGCUGCUGCUCACGGCUGCCGUUGCCUGCGCCGCUGGGUAGGUGGUGCGGGGCAGCCACACACUCACCCUGGCAGGGACGACUCGCUUUGUGCGCUCGGUUUGCUUGUCGUCCCUGUGGGACAAUCCUUCUCUCUCUCUCCUGUUCAGUGA